GGAUGGUGGCUCCUCAGUUUACCUGUUCCAGCCGGAGGAAGUGGGGUUGGAGUCGGAGUCUGGGAAGGAGUCUAAGGAGCCUGAGGAGGAGAAACCCAAAGCAGUCCUCGUCCACUCUGAUCGCUUCGGCAUGCAGGGACUGUACAAGCUCACCAUGGAUAUCAUUGUGAUGAUCCGAGUGUGUAAAAUGUUCCGCCAAGGCCUUAGGGGAUUCCGGGAAUAUCAGAUCAUUGAGACUGCUCACAGAAAGCACCCUAUCUUCUCCAUCUGGGAUGAUAGAACGCAAGGCCGAAUCACAUUUGAUACCAUGGACUUCGUUGCAGAGGAGGGUCACUUACCUCCAAGGGCCAUUCAGAUCACACAGAAGAAGCCUUCUUGGAGGACAGAGGAAGAGAUCCAGGCCCUCUGUAACCUGUUGCAGGCUCUGGACAGCUACCGUAAUUACUCAGAGCCCCUGCAGCUGCUCCUGGCCAAAAUCAUGCGCUUUGAACGGUUUGGUCGCAGGCGUGUGAUUGUCAAGAAGGGACAGAAGGGCAGCAGCUUUUAUUUCAUCUACCUGGGUACAGUGGCAGUGACCAAGGAUGAGGAUGACAGCAGUGCCUUCCUGGACCCCCACCCAAAGCUGCUGCACAAGGGCCACUGUUUUGGGGAAAUGGGCCUUCUGACUUCUUCAGUGAGAAGUGCCACUGUGGUCUGCAUGGAAGAAGCUGAGUUCUUGGUCGUCGACAGAGAGGAUUUCCUUGCUAAUAACCUGGACAAGGAACUUGAGAAGGAUGCUCAGCACCGGUUUGAAUUUUUUAGGGAGAUGGAUCUGUUUCAGCCAUGGUCUGAUGAGAAGCUCUGGAAGCUGGUAAGACUGGGGAAGAUGGAGAAGUUCUCAUAUGGGCAGCUGAUUUCAAAAGACUUUGUAGAAUCAUCCUUCAUCAUGUUUGUCUGCAAGGGCAGCUGCGAAGUCCUGCAGCUGAUAGAUCUUGGGAACUCGCCUUUCUACCACAGGUGGGUCUGGCAGCAUCUGGAGCUGAUAGACGAUGGAUCUCUAAAGAGCCACUUCAAAGAACCUUCUCUUGCGGAGAGAUUUAAGGAAUUUCAGAUCAAUUUAUAUCCUGUACAAGACUUCAGCUCUCUGAAACUUCUGCAUCUUCAGAAAGCCUGGGAGCAAAAGGGGACCAGCUUCAGUAGGAAGAUUAAAACCUCAGAAAAUUGUCUUCCAAAGACCAUGGGUUCAAAGGUCAAAUCCAGGCGUCCUCAUUUGAUUGAAUUUUCCAUGAUCAAUACCAAGUGUGGUUAUCUCCCCAAGGAGGCUGCAGUGGGGGCUUAUGUCAAGAUCCAUACUGUGGAGCAAGGAGAAACUGUGGGCCUUCACCAGAUCCUCCUCCCAGAGAAUCAACAGGACACACGGCCCUUGAUCCUCAUGAGCCUGGGAGCUGAGGUGAUCCAGAUGAGGAAAGACAAAUUUUGUGAACUGAUUGACAGUGAGAUAACAGAAAAGUUGUCAGAGUUCAACAUCCAGUAUCCCAGUGAUGAAUAUAUGUGCCAGAAGUUCCUCAAGGAGAACAGCUGGAAUAUCUUUCGGAAGGACCUGAUGCGGCUGCUGGUGAAGUCUCGCCAACGGCCACCAUUCAGUCCAGUCCAGCCCAAGAAGAAAGGGAUCUACAACCCCAAGUCUCUGACACUGAAUUUGUGUAGGUCUGACAAGAAGACUGAACCUCGUUGUCCCAUUUUUAUGGCACCCCAGAAAUACCUUCCCCCACUGAGGAUUGUCCAAACCAUCAUAGCACCCCGGUACAAAAUCCAAGAACUCCUGCCUCAGUAUAAGAAUGCGGGGGUCCUUGUUUAAACCCAUUAAAGGAUGUUGGGUUGGUCACCAUGUUUCCUGAAUGACCACCAUGGG
Messenger RNA from Manis pentadactyla (Chinese pangolin), 1891 nucleotides. It is a transcript of the gene CNBD2, whose product is annotated as cyclic nucleotide binding domain containing 2. Gene Ontology annotation, molecular function: cAMP binding. The record is from RefSeq and is a predicted model, not a curated record. Gene Ontology annotation, biological process: spermatogenesis. NCBI's taxonomy places the organism in Eukaryota, Metazoa, Chordata, Mammalia, Pholidota, Manidae. The coding region runs from base 131 to 1837 and encodes 568 amino acids. The transcript has 12 exons.